Molecule: messenger RNA, 1083 nt
Organism: Papaver somniferum (opium poppy)
Lineage: Eukaryota; Viridiplantae; Streptophyta; Magnoliopsida; Ranunculales; Papaveraceae
Product: 3'-hydroxy-N-methyl-(S)-coclaurine 4'-O-methyltransferase 2-like
Exons: 2
Coding region: 1-1083 (360 amino acids)
Biological process (GO): methylation
Molecular function (GO): protein dimerization activity; S-adenosylmethionine-dependent methyltransferase activity; O-methyltransferase activity
Source: RefSeq, a predicted model, not a curated record
AUGGGUAGUAGUAGUAUAGAUGCCAAAGCCAAACCAGCUGAAACACAAGAAGUUGGCACCAAAGAUCAAGCUCAGUUAUGGAAUAUAAUCUAUGGUUUUAUUGAUUCUCUUGUUCUUCGUUGCGCAGUAGAGAUUGGAAUUGCAGAUAUUAUCCAAACCAAUAAUGGGUCAAUCACACCUGCACAACUUUCAUCAAAACUCUCAAUUCCAAACGUCAAUUCCGAUUGCUUGUGCAGAAUUCUAAGAUACCUAGUACACUUGAAUAUCUUAGGACAAGAAACUUGUAAUGCUGGAGUUAAUAAGGUUUACUCGCUUAAACCAGCUGGUACUUUACUUUUAAGAGGUGCCGAAAGAAAUAUGGUACCAAUGAUAUUGGGCAUGACUCAAAAAGAUUUCAUGGUUCCGUUUCAUUAUAUGAAAGAAGAUUUAGAAAAUCAUAGGACAACAGCAUUUCCGAAGGGAACGGGAAUGGCAUUCUGGGAGUACUUAGAAAGUAAUCCAGAUCAAAGUCAGUUGUUUAAUCAAGGGAUGGCUGGACAAACAAGACUUUUAACAAAAACUCUAAUUGAAGAUUGUAGAGAUACUUUUCAAGGUUUGAAUUCGCUUGUUGAUAUUUGUGGAGGAAAUGGCACAACAAUUAUGGCAAUCUAUGAAGCUUUUCCUCAUAUUAAAUGCACACUCUAUGAUCUUCCACAUGUUAUUGCUGACGCUCAUGAUCACCCUAACAUCGAAAAUGUUCCCGGUGAUGUGUUCAAGUCUGUUCCCAGUGCUCAAGCUGUCUUCCUCAAGAUGGUGUUGCAUGACUGGGCUGAUGAAGAGUGCGUCAACAUUCUAAGGAAGUGCAAGGAGGCAAUACCGAAAGAGACGGGGAAAGUGAUCAUAGUGGAUGUCGUACUUGAUGAAGAAUCUAUUCAUGAACUUACUAAGGCAAGAUUGCCUCUUGAUAUUGAUAUGUUGGUAAAUACUGGAGGUAGAGAGAUAACUACAGAUGAUUGGGAAAAUUUGCUCAAACGUGCAGGCUUUCGGUCUCAUAAGAUCAAACCCAUUCGUGCUGUUCAGUCUGUCAUUGAAGCCUUCCCAUAG